UAUUUCCUGCCUUCACAGUUUUUAUACCAUCUGACAACAAAUACAAUAUAAUAAUUAAAUCAAUUAUUUUUAAGUUUUAAACGAUUUUCCCUUCAACUUUUGAUUUAUUUUAAAAUUGUACAUUUUGUUUAAAUUUUCAUUGUAAAAUGGCUAUAAAUAUUAGUGCGCCAGCUAUAAUAAACAAUAUAAUGACCACUCAAUUGGACUUGGAAGAAUUAAAACUCAACAUAGAUGAUUUGUUUUUAGUUAUCAAUGGAAUAAUUGUAUCCUUGAUGCAAGUCGGAUUUGCAUGUUUAGAAGCUGGAUGUGUGCAGCCCAAAAACGUGACAAACAUUUUGAUGAAAAAUAUAUUGGAUUUAUUCCUCUGUGCCAUAUCGUAUUGGCUGGUCGGAUAUGGGUUGGCGUAUGGUGGUGGUGGUUGCGGAUAUUACGGUAAGGAGUACUUUGCGGGAGUCGAUAUGCCAUCGAGCCAAACAGGUGUGUGGUUCUUCCAAUACGUGUUCGCUGCGACCGCAGCAACCAUCAUAUCGGGGGCUGUGGCCGAAAGAUGCAAUUUCAUUGCCUACAUAUUCUACAGCGUUAUCAUAUCGGGUGUGACGUAUCCCAUAGUCUCACAUUGGACUUGGUCACCCGACGGUUGGUUAAUGAAAAUCGGGUAUUCCGAUUUUUCCGGCGCCGGGACUGUGCACUUGCUAGCUGGCACCUGUUCGUUCAUCGCAGCCUUGUUCAUCGGCCCCCGGAACGGACGUUUUAGUACCAUAGCUCCGAACGAAUACAACGGACACUCAAUGCCGCUAGUGGCCACGGGGACCCUAUUGCUUAUAACAGGAUUCCUGUCAUUCAACGGUGCGUCUCUGGGCCACAUUACUAGACCUGGUGAUGGAGUCAUAGUGGCAAAUAGCGUAGCCAACACUAUUUUUGGUGGCAGCGGCGCAGCAGUAGUGAUACUGAUUUUGGCUAAAGCUGGUCUGGUCGGCGAGUCUAGGUGGCCAUUCGCAAUGACCAUCAACGCUGUUUUAAAUGGAAUAGUUUCGGUGUGUGGGGGUGUUAACGAGUACACACAUUUGUCUGCAAUAAUGGUCGGCAUGAUUGGUUGUAUUAUUUACUUAGUGUUGCAAUGGAUUAUUCCCCGUUUAAAAGUGGAUGAUCCACUAGAAACAACUGCCGUCCAUUUUGGAGGUGGAUUAUGGGGAGUAAUAGCUACACCGCUUUUUGUGAAAGGAGGAUUUUGGAACAAUCCAGAUUCUAUGCCACUAUUGAAGUCGAAUCUUAUUGGCGCCGGAUCAAUUAUUGUGUGGUCAGUAGUAAACAGUGCAAUAUUAUUCGGGUUUCUUAAAGUGUUUGAUCUACUCCGAGUAUCUACAGACACAGAGAUUAUAGGUUUGGACAUGAGUCUCCAUAAAGAACAAGCAUACCCAGUGACUAACAUUUCUAUUGAAAACGGACAUAAAAGUAACAAAACCACAGUCAUCAGACACGCUUAUGACAAUGUGGCGAUGCAACACACCCUCCAAAAGUGAGCAGAUUUCCACCAUUUACAUACAUGACAACUAUAUAUAAUAUUUCGUAGGGUCGUAGGACAAUAAUAUGUAUAAUAUAAUAAUAUGAUAGGUGUAUAAUUAUACAAUAUACAUGUAUAUAUAUAUAUAUAUUGUUUUGAAUGUUCUACCAUUCGAUAUAUUACCAUAGUAUAGGUAACUGAGGUUAUAUAAUAUUAUGAUUACCUAUGUUGUAUGUAUUUAUAAAAUAUGCGUAAUGCUCAGGUCAUCAACUGAUCAUAAUGGUGGCCCUUUGGAAGGGAAGUUGGCACUUUAUACUUAGCCGCAUAAUAUCCAGUUAAGUAUGGACUAAGACUAAGAUAAACUUAAAAUUUUAUCUUAAUCAGUGGUUAUAAAGGUAUUAAUACAUUUUUUGCAAGGAGAGGGAUAAAAGAAUGAGUGUUUGAAGUAUAGCAGUAAAACCCGUAACUAAUUAUUUGUUUGGUUUGACCUACACAAUUUACUAAAAUAUAUGAUUACUUACAAUAUCUUUCCUUUUGAAAGCUUCAAUAAAAGACAAUAGACACCAUUUACAUAAUUACAUCACAGUGCAGUAUCUCAAGUUGUCGUCAAGAACGGCCAUAUAAGUAUAAUAUAUUUUAUUGUGAAUGAUUCAAAAUGUAUUUGUGUACCUACUUAUCUAAAUGUUAUAAUAUUAAGUAUAAAUGUAUAAUUUAUUAUGACACCUAGGUUAUAGUAUAUUAAUAUUAUAUGUACCUAUAUGAAAACGUGUAAAAUGUUAAUACUUAAUUUAAUUGUACCUAAAUUACAUUUUUAUUCUAUAAUAUUGUACUUGUACUUAUAAUUUUUAUAAUAUAAUAUUAAAAUAUUAUAGUUAUUAAACAUUUAAA
This is a messenger RNA of Aphis gossypii (cotton aphid), 2389 nucleotides long. It is a transcript of the gene Amt, whose product is annotated as putative ammonium transporter 1. Gene Ontology annotation, molecular function: ammonium channel activity. Gene Ontology annotation, cellular component: membrane. The record is from RefSeq and is a predicted model, not a curated record. NCBI's taxonomy places the organism in Eukaryota, Metazoa, Arthropoda, Insecta, Hemiptera, Aphididae. Bases 147 to 1520 code for a protein of 457 amino acids. The transcript is spliced from 10 exons. Gene Ontology annotation, biological process: ammonium transmembrane transport; ammonium homeostasis.